CCGCCAUCCAUCGCCAUCCAUCGCCAUCCAUUCCUUCGGACUCUCGACAACCACAACUAACCCCCACAGGAAACCUCGACACCCCUGCUCGGCCUCCUCAUUCUUACCUGUCGCCGCCAUGGCGGCUUCCGAAGAUCUCAUCAACUUCGACAUCAUCGAAAACCAGAAGGAAAAUAUCCAGUCCCUACCCGGAGGCCGAUCGGCAAGAGAGCUGGCUCGCAUCUUCUCCCCUCGCGAUUCCACAGACGUGCUGGCGGCUCCCUCGCCCAACGACACGCGCACAGUCAACGAUGCCAUCAGACAGGAAUACAAGGCGGAGUUGCAAGCCAUCGGAGAAUCUGACGACCCCCUCGAUAUUUACGACCGAUACGUGAAAUGGACUUUGAACGCCUACCCCUCCGCCCAGGCGACAUCCGAAUCCGGCCUUCUGCCCCUACUGGAACGCGCCGUGAAGUCCUUCCUCUCUUCAGCGCAUUACAAGAACGAUCCUCGUUAUCUCCGCUUAUGGCUCCACUACAUCAGACUCUUCUCGGACUCGCCGCGAGAGACAUUCGCCUUCCUGGCGCGUCAUCGUAUCGGAGAGGGACUGGCACUCUACUACGAAGAAUUUGCGGCCUGGUUGGAAACUGCGGGUAGGUGGACGCAGGCCGACGAAGUGUACCGCCUUGGCAUCGACAAGGAAGCGCGCCCCGCCGAACGGCUCGCCCGGAAAUACAGCGAAUUCCAAUAUCGCUAUGACAACCACACACAAGACAAUGGUCCCUCGUCACCUGCGUUGCCGGCGAUUCGCCCAGCCUUGGCGGCAAAGGUCGACCCGUUUGUUUCGACCGAUGAGUCUCCCGUUCAACGCCCCGCGCCUGCAAGAGAGGCUGCUCCGAAGACGAAGUCCGGCAAACCGAAGAUGGCUAUCUUCUCCGAUGCCGACUCGCCCAGUCAGCCAGCUGUCAGUGGCCCGGCCCAAGGGUGGGAUAGCAUAGGGUCGUUGCAUGAGCGGCGGAAGGAGAACAAGGUGGAGGCGAAGCCAUGGGCGGGGGAGACGUUGAAGGCGGGGAAGAAGCCAGCGCCAGUGCAGAAGAUGGCGAUUUUCAGGGAUGAGUCAAAUUCAAAUAUACAAGCCAAAGAGGCAUUGCAAUCGAAACAUGUUCCGGAGCACCGUGUAAGAGAGGCGAUUAACCCACGUACAGGAAGGCGGGAGCGCGUGUUUGUCAACCUCGAUGCAGUAUAUCCUGACUACAAGGACCCGAACAACGAAGUCAGCUUCGAGGAACUCAGAGCCAUCAACCGUGGCUGGAUGGAUAAGGACUGGCGCGCCCAUAAGAAGCCCCUCAAGCAGAUAUCGGGGAAUGCCACUUCGGCGGACUUGCCAUCCGAGAACCCCCUCGAACAUGGCCUGGAGAACGAUUUGCCGGCACAGUUCAACCGGAAACUGACCGUUAAGGACACCGAUAAUCGCGACGCAGAGCGAGCGCAUGCGUCCCAGGAGGGCAAGAGUGGCAAAUCCCGGAAAUUGAAAGUCCGCGAAGUGAAGGGCGAGACUCAAACUAUCAAAAUGAAAUUUGACUCCCCAACUGGAGGCAGCAAGGUUCGUCGGAAAAGCACGGCUGAGCCAACAAUGACCAUGCACACCCGCGCCGCGACAGAUGAGAUCUAUAGUAUCUUUAACCAGCCACUCAAAGCCGAAACCGAAAAUGUAGCGGAGAGCAGCGACUUCGAGGACGACGACUAUACCAGCGCGGGCGAAAGCACAGGGACUGGCCGCAUCUCAGCCGCAUCUAGCGAUUUCGGGGACGAUGACACCACUUUCCACAAGUCAUUUGUUGAGGGGGAUGAGGAUGGAUUUGAGGAUAACACACGGGCUGAGAGCGUAGUAGAUGGAGAAUGGACCCAGUUUUCGGCCUGUGAAGUGCCCGGUGUGGGCUCAGGUCAUUCACUAGCAGCAGACUCCACAUACCACGGCAGGGGGGAUGAAACAGAAUAUUUCGAUGAUGACGAUGAGGAAAGGACUGAAAGGCAGCGAUUCGUCCCAGAAAUGCCCGACGACUACGUCCAGCCUUAUGGUUCUUACCGGGACCCUGCCAUUGUCGCACAGAAUCGCCUGCCCUUCAUGACGCCGAUCGUGGAGCAAACCGAGUACUCUCUUGCCUCAAUGACGGCCGCUAGGAGUCAGAUAUACAAUGCGAAGACACCGUCCAAGCCCAUGCAGAAAACGCCGCUCAUGGGCGACUUGCUGUCGAGCCCAUUGCUUGCCGCCACGCCGCAUCAUGACGAGAACUUCCCUGAUAUCCCCGAAGAUGUCGCCUUGAGCCCGACGGUGGAGAAGGUCCGCACUAGCUUUAAGUUGUCACCCCUGAAAGAGAGCGGCCAACGAGAGAUAGUCAUCAAUGAUGCGCAGUGCAACCCGACUAACAAGGUCAUUCGUAACACUAUCCUCCGGUCCUUGCAGCCCCCUCUGUCCACCUACCCUGGAUACCAUGGCCACCCCGAGAUCACCACCCAUUACGGCCCUGAAAUCCAGAGAUUCAUCAAAGCUCAUACCAAGCGCCCGAGAACCAGUGACGAGGCGUCUUUCGAUGUGCCAAUUCUCGAACUUCCCGGUGCCGAAAGAAGCUACAUCAUCCGACGCGAGCUUGGUGCAGGAGCAUACGCGCCUGUCUACUUCGCAGAAAGCAUCGAUAACCUGCCCUCCGACUCCGACUCCACAGACAGCAACAGCAGAGAUUCCCACCGUUACAAAUCGCCCCAAUACAAUACCCCUCGUUACGGAUUCGAAGCGAUCAAGUUGGAGGAAGGCCCGCCCAGCGAAUGGGAGUUCUACAUGAUCCACACCGCGAACGAACGACUGAGAAACCACCCGGAGCUCUCUCGCGCAGCUGACAGUCUCAUCCGUGCCCAUGAACUUCACGUCUACAAGGGAGAAAGUAUCCUGGUGGAAGACUACCGCGGACAGGGAACGUUGCUAGACCUCAUCAAUCUAAUCCGCAGCGAACCAAUCUCUGCCGGCGCCAACGGUGAAGGCGGACUGGACGAGGUCCUAGCCAUGUUCUUCACGGUGGAGCUAUUCCGCACCGUCGAGGCCCUGCACCAGAACGGCAUCCUGCACGGCGACAUCAAAGCCGACAACUGCCUGGUCCGCCUGGACGACAAGCCCGCCACACCCCCGUCCCUGACCGAACUCGACGAAGAAGCCACCGCAGACCCACGCGAAGUCCACUAUUCCCCCAGAGGCCUGUACGGCUGGCGCAGCAAGGGUCUCUCCCUGAUCGACUUCGGCCGCAGCAUCGACAUGCACGCCUUCCAACCCUCCGUCCAAUUCACCGCCGACUGGGCAAGCAGCAAGCACGAGUGCAACGAAGUCCGCGAGAACCGCCCCUGGACGCACCAGAUCGACCUCUACGGCCUGGCCGGCACCGUGCACAUCAUGCUGUUCGGAAAGUACCUCGAAUCCGUCCCCACCAGCGACUCCCCGGUGACCAGAACCUACCGUAUCCGCGAAUCCCUGAAACGGUACUGGGAGCGCGACAUCUGGAACGACGUCUUCGAUCUCCUUCUUAAUCCGGGACAGGAGCGGUGGGCCCACAUCGAGCGCGAGGGUAAUAAUCCCGCUGCAUUUGUGUCCGAGAACCCGCCUAUUCUUCCCGUCACGAACUCUAUGAGAUACCUUCGUGAGAGAAUGGAGGCCUGGCUUGUCGUCAAUGCGGAGAAGAAGGGUCUUGGUCUGCAGAUCCGCAAGUUGGAAGCUAUUUUUGCCGAGAGGAAGAAGAGGUUGGAGAAGUGUUGAUGCAGACAGAUACCAUGUCUCUCUCACUUCCUAGUCUCCUUUUACUCCUUGGUCUGAUCGGUCUGGUUUAAUCUUCUCCCACGAUCUUCUGCUUGUGCUUGUGCCUAUGCUUGCUUGCUUGCUUAAUAUACCCCCUUUUGCCUGAUCGCGCGUUGGCGUUGGCGUUGGCGUUGGCCUUUAGUUGAUCACCGCCCCACCCCACACACCUACCUUUUC
Messenger RNA from Aspergillus heteromorphus CBS 117.55, 3994 nucleotides. RefSeq names its product putative checkpoint protein kinase (SldA). The transcript has 3 exons. Gene Ontology annotation, molecular function: ATP binding; protein kinase activity. The coding region runs from base 119 to 3778 and encodes 1219 amino acids. NCBI's taxonomy places the organism in Eukaryota, Fungi, Ascomycota, Eurotiomycetes, Eurotiales, Aspergillaceae. The record is from RefSeq and is a predicted model, not a curated record. Gene Ontology annotation, biological process: protein phosphorylation; meiotic sister chromatid cohesion, centromeric; mitotic spindle assembly checkpoint signaling.